This is a messenger RNA of Cebus imitator (Panamanian white-faced capuchin), 5573 nucleotides long. RefSeq names its product dynein light chain 2, cytoplasmic-like. The transcript has 2 exons. NCBI's taxonomy places the organism in Eukaryota, Metazoa, Chordata, Mammalia, Primates, Cebidae. The record is from RefSeq and is a predicted model, not a curated record. Gene Ontology annotation, biological process: microtubule-based process; cilium assembly. Bases 225 to 656 code for a protein of 143 amino acids. Gene Ontology annotation, cellular component: cytoplasmic dynein complex. Gene Ontology annotation, molecular function: dynein intermediate chain binding; dynein light intermediate chain binding.
GUGGCCAGCGGCGCGUGGCGGAGCGUGGGCGGCCGGCGAAACUCCAAGGGCUGACCGCGUAGGGGAGCGAUCCACCCCAGGCUGCAGGAGCCAGAGACCGCAGCGGCUGCGGCUGCUGCACGAAGAGCCCAGGGGACACUGCCCCUGCCUGCACUCUGCCUUGGGCCAUCGCUACUCCCCAGGGGUCCGUGCGGACUCACCUCUGUAAAGUGUCACGAUGUCUUAUGUCUGAUCAGAAGGCAGUAAUCAAGAACGCAGACAUGUCUGAGGACAUGCAACAGUAUGCUGUUGGCCGCGCCACGCAGGCCAGGCCGAAGUACAACUUAGAGAAGGCCAUUGCUGCCUAUAUCAAUAAGGAAUUUGACAAGAAAUAUAACCCUACCUGGCAUUGUUUCGUGGGCCGAAAAUUUGGCAGCUAUGUCACACACGAGACAAAGCGCUUCAUCUAUUUUUAUUUGGGUCAAGUUGCAAUCCUCCUCUUCCAAGUCAGGCUAGUUGGCCGUGGUGAAGGUGUCAGUGGCUGUGGCAGCGAUGGCAAGCAGGCGGUGUUGCUGGGACUGUUUUGCACUGGGGCCAGCAUCAGGAUAUCCUCUCUAAUGGCUGUUCUACCCUACUGCAUGGACUGUAUACUCUAUUUCUUGUGUACGUCGCAGUAAACAAAACCAAACCUCUUUCUGUUUUGUUGCCUGGGGAAGGCUGCGUUAUGCUUAUUUUUCAAGAUUUUAAAAAUAUUUUUUUUCGGUUGUAUUGCACUAGGAAAUCUCUCUCACCUCAUUUUCUCUCUUUCCCUAUACAAAAUAAAAAGCCCUCCACAAAGACUAGGUGGCCGAAAGACUAGGAGGGCUGGUGAAACUAUAACUGUGCAGCUGCCUUUUCCUGGCGGCGGUUGCUGCUUUGGGAGGGCCAGGGAGGCUGCAGGGGGACAGUAUUGGUAUUGUCAAGGAGAAAGGGAUAGGAAGGAAAGUGGAGGGAUUGAUCUAGUACCAGGGAGAAUAUUCCACUGAACUGUGAUUCUAUGGCUUGGGGCAGAGGGUGGGGUGGAGAUGCAGUCUUUAGGGGGCCCUGAGAGGUGUUUGUGGUGUGUGGGAGCGGGGAGCAAACUUGUCAUGCUGUCUGUGUCAGAAUUUCUAAGUAAUGGCUGUGUCUUAGUGCAUGAUCUUUUGUUCCUCCUGCAAGAGAUCAUAAUAGGAGGAUGUUGGUGGCAGGAUUCACUUUUUUUUUUUUUCCUUUACAUUCUUCUGUCUGCUCCCUGCUUAGCCCUCAGUUUUCUCAUUCCUCUGCAGUUCUCUUAGAGCAGCCCCUGUUGUUAGUUGGCUGGUAAGGGAAUUUAAGGUGACUGUAGUUCCUUAGUUAAGUCUUAGCAAUCAAACCAAAUCAAUGUCUCCCUUGAGCCUCCUGUGUAUAUGUGUGUGUUUGGAGUGGAGAGGGGUGAGGGGAGGGAGUGGGGAGGACCAUUUGGAAUCUCUAAGGUGUAUGGGUAGGUAGGGGGCAAAUUAGUUCUAAGUGGGCUUUUAUGUUAAAAGCCUCUGGGGAUAUCUGUUUUAGAAGUAAAGAUAGGUGUCAUUGCUGUCAUUUAGCCCAGACACUCUUGCUUGCUCUCUGGCUAUCUUCUCCCUGGGAAGGCUUUAGGAGGACCACCCAGGACAGGAUGACCAUGCUACCAUCUGCUUUGGAGCUGGGCCUCAGGGCAGAGGGACAGUGACUGUGGAUGUUUGCAGUCUCUGGUGGGAGGUGAGGAUGGAUGUGAUAAAGAGCUGAGAGGAGCUUCUGGGGAACCUUGGAAAAGGUCAGUCUUGCAGUGAUGAAGCCAGGUAGCAGAAGAUGGAACAAGGCCAUGAGGGCAUGAGGGAAGGAGAUUUCAAGGAGGAUGAGGGGAAAUCUUGUCUCUUAAUGAAAUAGGAGUGGGGUGGGGUUUAGGGUUGGGUGGUCAUUGCUAUUUGAGUUGCUGAUUCUUAUGAAUGGCCUUCAAAACUCUCACGUGUAGGGUUGACAGUGUAAGGGGUGGGGGGACCCAGCUUAUUUUAUUUUCAAGUCCAUUCUUGGGGCUGGUGGAGAGGCAGGAGAAUGCCCCUCCCUAAUCCCUUAGUGUGUGCAGAGCUUGCUUUUUGAUGGUGGUAGGGGAGGAGGGACCUGGGUGGCGACUGAGGUCCCUAUAUCAAACCCUUCAAUAGGCACAGAAUUGAGUGCUUGAUUUUAGGUUUUAUAUUUUUACGAAUGUCCAAAUCUGUUUCCCCCUGACCUCCCAGAUUUCGUGGCCAGUUGAAAGUGUCUGGUUUGUGUUCAUCUCUCCCUCAUUUCUGGAGCAGGGCCUGAGAUGCUGCCAUAUCUCCUAUGCUCUGCAUCCACGCCUCUUUUGGACUUUAAUUGAUCCAAAAAAAUAAUAAUACAUCAUAAUGAGGUAUCAUUUUACCUUAGAAUAAGAAUUAUUAAAAAAACCAAAAAAUUACAUUUGCUGGUAAGGAUAUAUAGAAAAGGGAACUCAAACUGUUCAUGGAAAUGUAAAUUGGUUCAGCCACUAUGGAAAACAAUACAGAAGAAAACUAAAAAUAGAACUACCAAAAAGUAAAACAAAAACAAAAACAAUACAAAACAAAAAAAGAUACAAAAAAAGAAAAAAAAAAAAGAACUACCAUACCACCUAGCAAUUUUUCUACUGGGCACUUAUCCAAAGGAAAUCAGUAGACCAGAAGGAUACAUGCACUUCCAUGUUUCUGACAGCUGUACUGAUAACAGCAAAGAUAAUCAACCUACAUGUCUAUCAACAGAUAAACAAAGGAAAUGUGAUAUACAUACACAAUGGAGGACUAUUCGGCCAUAAAAAAGAAUGAAAUCAUGCUAUUUGUGGCAACAUGGAUGGAACUGGAGGACAUUAAGUUAAAUAAGCCAGGCACAGACCCAUAUUACUUGUUCUCACUUAUAUGUGGGAGCUGAGAAAGUUGAUUUCAUGGAAGUGGAGUAGAGUGAUAGCUAUCAGAGGAUAGGUAGGGCAUAUGAGUGGGAGUGGCUAUGAAGAGAGGUUGGUUAAUGGGUAUAAACAUACAGUUAGAUAGAAUAAGUUCUAAUGUUUGAUACAAAGUAGCAUGACUAUAGCUAAUAGUUAACAACAAUGUAUUAUAUAUUUCAAAAUAACUAGAAGAAAGGACUUGGAAUAUUCCUAAUAUAUAGAAAUAAAUAUUCAAGGUGAUGGAUACCCCAACUACUCUAAACUGAUCAUCACACAUUCUAUGCAUGUAACAAUAUCACAUGUGCCCCAUACAUAUGUACAAAUACUGCAUAUUAAUUAAAAUUUGAAAAGCAUGACCAAGGUAUGUGCUGUUAAUGAGAAACCCAUUUUAAAUAUUAAGGUAGGUUAAAAGUGAAAAAAUGAGGGGUAAAAACAACAGUGCAUGCAAACACUGGCAAACUCCAAACAAGCUCCAUCAAUAGUUUAGUAAUAGUAUUGUAGCACUGUCAACUUCAAGGUUUCAGUAAUAAGGUUAUUUAAAACGCUAUAUUUGGGGGAAGCUGGGUGAGAGUAUACAGAACUCUUCUCAUGUCUUUACCAGUAUCUAGAAAACUAUAACAGACUAUCCUGUUAGAUUGUAAAUAGGGUAAAAUCUAAUAGCAGACCUAGCAGUUUCGCUGAUAAAGAAAUGAUGCUGAUAGACAUGGCUUUCUGGAUUAGGAAGGACAAGUCUCUUCAGGCCAGUUCAAGAAAAUAAGACUCCCAAGAUCCAGUAAUGAACACUAUUGCCCAAUUGUCAGGAGACCCUACUUCUUCCCGUUUAGAGCUGCUAGAAGCAGGACUGAAAUAAGUCACCCAAAUUGUAGCUUAAUUGUUGCCCAUUCUCUUCCAGGCAGAAAGAAGAAAUGUUAUCAUGACAUUGGAGCAGCAAGUCCCACGGCCCCAGCUAAAAGGCAGUAUGGCUGUGGCUGCUGAGGUGGAGAGUCCUCAAAGGAUUCCAUAGAAACCUUUUUCAAAGGGUCACCAUAAGAUUAUUAAAACUAAUGUCCUGUUAAUAAUCCUCAUUUUUUCUCUCACUAUAUAGCAGUCAACACAGACAGAAAUUACAUUUAUGGUAAUUGUCUAUCAUGUGCUUUCAUACACACAAAAAUACAUAUAUAAGCUCAUAUGACCUAAUUUAAAAAACCAUUUGAAAUAGAUGAUAUUAAUCCUAUCUUACAGGUGAGGAAACAAGCUAAGAGUAGCUUGCCUGAGAUCAAAAACAAUCAUAAGUGCUCAUCCCACUAAUGGCUGGUCCUACAACUGUCUUCUACUAGUUCCUUUUAUAGUUCUGUUUCUAUUAUUUAACAAAACUAAAAAACAAGAUUAUUCUUUUUCCUCAGUGGAUUCUGGCUUUAAUACAGUGAACUUGAAUGAAACAAAGUGAAAAUAAUUAGUAUGAGACCUGGCAUAUCAUAAGGCCAAGUACUCACAUUACUGACUUUCUAGAAGCAUAUAAAAAUAGACUAAUCCAAGAGUUUAAAAGUAUAUCUGCUCAACUCAUUAAAAUUAGUAGUGAUCUACAGUUACACUAACUUAGAGGAAAACAACAAAGCAACUAUCGUUUUGUAGCAAUUGGCAGACUUUAAUAUUCAAGAAAAAUUAAUUUCAUCAUACACAUUAAAAAUAUAGGAAAUUUCAUGCAGACAUGAAGCUUCCAAUUCAGCUUUUGUGGCAACUUUCAGAAUGAGAGUUACAUAUAAAUACAGUACAUUUACAAUUAUGUACCAAACUUCAUAAUUUUAUACUGUGAAUUAUACAUCUUUUCCUUAUAUUGUACAUAUUCCACCUUGCUCACUUGAUUAGCAUACCCUCUAUCUGCACUGCUUCAGAAUAUGGAAAUUAAAGGGAAAAAAAGCAAGCACAAUGAACUAACUCCUCCCAUUUCAUGAAGUAAAUGAAAAUGUUUGUGUAUACAGCUAAUUUAAGAAAAACAUUUUAAACUUUAAGGCUUAUAUACUUUAGUAGCUAGGACUAAAAUUAAGAAAUACAAAAUUAAAUAAGUCCUCCAGUGAUACUUCUAUUAUUGAUUGAUACCACAUUUUCAAGUUUAGAAUAUAUUAACUGUAAAAGCUGUAAGGAAAAAAAGUGACACAAAUUUGUGUAGAACACUUAAAAAACAAUAUUCAUGAUAUGAGGGAUAAAUUAGCAAAUGAAGUAACUGAUUUCAGAAUUAACUAAAACAUAUGCUGUAAUAAAGAAAUGUAACAUUAUUAAAGAAAAUGUAAUAGCAAAAAAAAAAAAAAUUAAUUAAUACAGCCAACCCACCAGUGUCAAUCUGUUUUUGCCUGUGACAAAAACAAAGAUCAUUUGUUUCAAUACAAGUUGUAAAAAAGUGAAUACUAGUUUGUGAAUAAAAAGCAUGUCUACACCAUUCAAAAACAGCAUGCAUUCCUUCCUGGUAAAUUGAUUUUUAAAAAAUAUUUAUGUACCUUGUAAGUUUUUUUCUUUAAAAACAAUAAUUUUAGUUUUUUUUCUUCCUUGCCACUAAAUUGAAACUCAUUAAUGUAAGUAAUAAGAAUUUCACCAAAUGAACAAUCUGCUAAGUACUGAGGGACACAAAAAAGAGAAAAAAUUUUCUUUAAAAAAA